Molecule: messenger RNA, 1158 nt
Organism: Eutrema salsugineum
Lineage: Eukaryota; Viridiplantae; Streptophyta; Magnoliopsida; Brassicales; Brassicaceae
Exons: 2
Coding region: 1-1158 (385 amino acids)
Source: RefSeq, a predicted model, not a curated record
AUGGAUAAAGCUUUGAUGGCGAUGUCCCUGGAGGAAGAAGAUGAGCCUUUUGAUAUGAUGGACCUUCCUGAGUAUAGCUCCUGUGAGCGGAAUGUUUUCAGUAUCAUCGGAAGACUCCUGAAUCCUGAGUGUCAAAAGAUGGCAAGUUUGAUUCUUGAUAUGCCAAGGAAAUGGCAGAAGUAUGAUAGAGCUCGUGGGGUAGCUUUAUCUGUGGAAAGAUUUCAGUUCAUUUUCGACACGGAGAAUGACUUAGAUGAAAUUCUCGCGAAAGGAUUUCAGACCUUUAAUGAGUGGGGUUUGGCCAUCGAAAGAUGGGUGGAUGUUCCUCCUGCAGAUUACCUUCAAUUUGUGCCUUUAUGGGUUCAACUUCGGAACAUCCCGGUGAAUCAUUACACCAUUGAAGCCAUAACUACUUUUGGAGACGUGGUAGGUCAAGUCAUAGAGGUAGCCUUCGAUCCAAAGAAGUCUCAAAGUCGGGGUUUCGUCCGUGUUCUAAUUAAGUUUGAUGUUUCAAAGCCUUUACGAAAAUCGAAAGUUUUCAAUCUUCCAAGAGGUGCAGGUCAGGCUACUAUUGAGUAUUUUUACGAGAAGGUUCAAAAAAGGUGUUACUCAUGUCAUAGAUUGACACAUGAGCAAAAUGUUUGUCCUAUCCUGGUGAAGAUGAGACAAGAUCAAGCCAUAAACAGAAGGUUGGGUAAAGCUUUUGAAAAACCGCCUCAGUCUCCGGUGCUAAAGAAAUCAGAUCCUCUGUUUGGGGUUCUGGAAGAGAAACAGGUUGGUCUGCAUCCUAUUUUAGGACGUCCCUGCAUUCAUCCAGAAGUUUUAGAAGGGAUGCGGCAAUAUCUUCUUGUAGUUGAUGGUGAAGAAAGAAAGAUAAGAGAAGAAAGAGUGAAAAAAUCUGUUCUUGAAGCUGAAUCCUCUGAGACUUCGCGAAAAUCUAUUCUGAGACUGGAACCUCUUCCGAUUAUCGCCAAAGACCCUCUUAAAGGAAAAGGUCUUGUCUUCGGGUAUAGUUCUGAGGACUCCUCGACUCAAUCGGAGAGAAUUAGACCCAAUGGUCCAAAGCUUUUAUCGGCGGCUAUCCAUGCUGCAGAUCCAAAUUCGAAGAACUCUGGUGAUAUUAUUAUGCAGAAUGAAAGAUGGUUCAACGGGUUAUAG